This is a messenger RNA of Pisolithus orientalis, 732 nucleotides long. RefSeq lists its product as uncharacterized. NCBI's taxonomy places the organism in Eukaryota, Fungi, Basidiomycota, Agaricomycetes, Boletales, Pisolithaceae. The record is from RefSeq and is a predicted model, not a curated record. The coding region runs from base 1 to 732 and encodes 243 amino acids. The transcript is spliced from 5 exons.
AUGGUCCAAAUCUUGGCUUCCUGUGUCUCGCUCGUUCUGAGUCUCUGUUUCUCGACCACUCUGAUAUCCCAGGCAUGUGCCCAGCAGAUCGUCGUCCUCUCCAGCAACGAUUCAGAUAUCAUCUAUAACCCGCCUCUGUGUUCUUCUUCCGAUGUCGUUUCUGGCUGUACCAGCCCAUGGCAACUCCUCAACGACUCCUCGGCCUCUACGACAGUGAUUUCAACCAAUGGACCGAUACCACAAGCCGGGAAUGUGAUACCCCAGAUGUUUUUGACUCUGUAUCUUUAUCCGUCCCCCCUGUCCAAUGCGACUGUAAACUUUACCCUCACUGCUGAACCAAGCGAUACCUCAAUCACGAGCAUGGUAAACACGUCCAUAAACAUCAUCACGGCUGUUGGCCUUCCGCUAACACAAGCGACAACCUUGGGUAUCACCUUUAUUCCUGGUGACUUACCCACGCGGUUUGACUGUCGAAUCCAUCACAUUGGUUGCACGUCGUCUUCUGUUGCAACAGCUUCAUAUUUGCCCUCGCCGCUACUACCGUCAUCUAGCUCCCCUCCUUUAUUCACUUCGUCAUCGACCCCCACAAGCGCUCAAACGUCGAGUGGGGUGAGCGAAGUCACCAUCCUUGGUGCAACACUGGGUUCCGUACUUGGCGGUUUUGUGAUUUUGGUUAUCGUACUCUCUGUUGCACUCUAUCGAAGACGUGUGAAGUGUCGGACAGCGUGGUAG